Molecule: messenger RNA, 1470 nt
Organism: Oryza sativa Japonica Group (Japanese rice)
Lineage: Eukaryota; Viridiplantae; Streptophyta; Magnoliopsida; Poales; Poaceae
Product: phosphatidylinositol transfer protein PDR17
Molecular function (GO): phosphatidylinositol transfer activity
Source: RefSeq, a predicted model, not a curated record
GGUACAGUUGACAUUUGAUACUUCUCUCGCCUUUCUUUAUUAUUCUCCCGCUCCCGAGACGACAGGAGGAGGUGGAGGGGGAGAGCCAUUUCUUCCUCUUCUUCUCUCGCCGGCGGCAACCCUGCGAGCCUGCAGUGACGCCGCCGCCGCCGCUGCGUCGGUUCUGAGUUUGCUUCGUCUCCGGGCUCGCUGCAUGUAAUUUCUGUUUCAGGAUUGAGCUUUGUCAAGAGCAGAAGAAGUCAUGUUUAGCUUUAGGAAAAAGCAUGCCUCUCGCUUCGAUUCAGAUGACAUUGAGCAACAAGAAGCAAAGAUCCAAGAGCUCAGAGCUGCACUUGGGCCGUUGUCUUCCUCUGGUAAGAAAUAUUGUACUGAAGCAUGCUUGAGAAGAUAUCUAGAGGCCCGUAACUGGAAUGUUGAUAAGUCCAGAAAAAUGUUGGAAGAAAGUCUUAAGUGGAGAACAGCUUACAGGCCAGAAGACAUUCGUUGGCCCGAGAUUUCUGUUGAAUCAGAAACAGGUAAAAUGUACAGAGCAAGUUUUGUAGAUAGAGAGGGGAGAACUGUCGUCAUUAUGAGACCCGCAAAGCAGAACACAUCGUCCCAUGAAGGGCAGGUACGGUUUCUUGUAUAUACGUUGGAGAAUGCAAUCCUCAGCUUGCCUGAAGAUCAAGAGAAAAUGGUUUGGUUGAUAGAUUUCACAGGAUGGACCUUGGCAAAUGCGACACCCAUAAAGACUGCCAGAGAAUGUGCAAAUAUCCUGCAAAAUCAUUACCCUGAGAGGUUGGCUAUCGGGAUCCUGUUUAAUCCCCCCAAAGUAUUUGAGGCUUUUUGGAAGGUUGUCAAACAUUUCCUUGACCCAAAAUCAAUCCAGAAGGUGAAUUUUGUAUACCUGAAGAACGAGGAGAGCAUGAAGAUCCUGCACAAGUACAUUGAUCCAGAAGUCCUUCCUGUAGAGUUUGGAGGAAAGAACAAUGUGGUGUACAGCCAUGAGGAGUACUCCAAGUUGAUGGUGAAAGAUGACAUUAAAAUGGCAAGCUUUUGGGCAUCGGAUACAAAAACUGACCAUGUUAACAAAGUCAUUAACGAGCACUCCGUCCCCGAGGUUACGCAACAGUCGUCGCUGGUGGCUGCGAAAGCGAGCUGAGGAGUAUCAAUCUGCCAUGAUGGGGGUUAUAAACCAAAACAAAUUCUAAAAGACGAUGUAGAGGACUAUUGGUAUGUUCAUGAUAAAUAAAUGGAACUGCAGAAUAAUUUACCUGGGAUGUUACAGCUCCAUGUAUUACUGCUAAAAAUCUUUAGCUAAAGACCAGUCUACAAAAAAUCUUUAGCUAACCGACCUGAGCUACAGAUUCAGAGAUUAUAGCGAGUUCAUUACAAACUAUCACCAGUAAAAGGAAAUAACAGACUUUAAUUUGCCCGGUAUUAUGUCUUGUCUCUGGAUGUUUUUAUCUUAACUCUGCCAUUAUUUGUCUA